GGACGUGUUUGCGGGGGUACGGAAGGAAAAAAAAAAGGCACACCACAGACACGUCCUAUAGACAUCACACCGGCAGGCAGGCAAGAGCGAAGGAGUUCGCGACUGCUUACUGCGGGCGGAGCCAGACUGAUGGGCGAAGACGGCGGGAGGCGCUGAGCUAGAGCCGGGUACCAGCCAGAGAGGAAGGAGCCAAGGACGAGAGUGCGCUCCGAGGCUCUCGGCGAGAGAGCCAGAGAAAGCGCAUCCCUACGCCGCCCCCUCCAGUGCCUUCCUCAGUGGCCGGGCUCGCCCGCCCCGCGCAGGAACCCAAAGAUGCCCCGAGGAUUUCUGGUGAAAAGAAACAAGAAGUCCACGCCCGUCUCCUACCGGAUCCGCUGCUGCGAGGACGGCGACCGGGAGCUGCUGCUUUUCUCCAGCUGCGGCGGCAGCGGCGGCUCCUCCCCACCCCUCCCCGGCUCCGAGCGGGCUCCGGCAGCGCUGCUGGCUGGCGCGCCCCCGGCCCCGCUGCUGCUGCCCCCGCCGCUGCCGCUGCCUCCCCGGGAGCUGCCCGCGCCGCCGCCGCCGGCCGCGGGCCCCAAGCCCGUGCAGUUCGGCAACCCCGAGGCGGUCUACCCGGCGCCACUGUACAGCCCCACGCGGCCCGUGAGCCGGGAGCACGAGAAGAAGAAGUACUUCGAGCGCAGCUUCAACCUGGGCUCGCCGGUUUCCGCCGAGUCUUUCCCCACACCCACAGCCUUGCUGGGCGGCGGGGGCGGGGGCGCGGGCGGGGGCGCCAGUGGGGGGGGCACCUGCGGCGGGGACCCCCUCCUUUUCGCCCCUGCCGACCUCAAGAUGGGCACCGCCUUCUCCUCGGUCGCCGCCGCUGCGGCCGGUGCGGAAGCUGGGGGCGGGGGCCGGGGCGCCGGUAGCCACCACCCGCCAGCCGGCAACCUGCUGGCGGUCCCCGGCCCUGCCUCCGUUGCCGCCGCCGCCGCCGCCUCCCUGCGGCACCCGAGUAAACGGCCUGCGCCCGCGCCAACGGCGGAGCCCGGUGCUCCUGCGGCCAAGCCGGCCAAAGCGCCGGCCGCCAAGAAGCCCAAGGCCAUCCGCAAGCUGCACUUCGAGGACGAGGUGACCACGUCGCCUGUAUUGGGCCUCAAGAUCAAGGAGGGCCCUGUGGAGCCCCCCAAAGGCCGGGCCGGGCUGGGGGCAGCCGGCGGGGCCGCGGGGGGCGGCGGCGGCGCGGGCGGCGGCGCGGGCGGCGGGAGCGUUGGCGGCGGCGGGGGCCGGCCUCUGGGCGAGUUCAUCUGCCAGCUGUGUAAGGAGGAGUACGCUGACCCCUUCGCCCUGGCCCAGCAUAAGUGCUCCCGCAUCGUGCGCGUGGAGUACCGCUGCCCCGAGUGCGACAAGGUCUUCAGUUGCCCCGCCAACCUGGCCUCCCACCGCCGCUGGCACAAACCCCGGCCCCAAGCCGCUGCCGCCGGCGGCCACCACGCUCCGGGGACCGGCGCCGCCGCCGCGGGCACCUUGGCUCCGCCAGCCGGGGGCGCCCGAGCGGCCGAGGGCAAGAGCAGCGCGGACGAGGUUCUGGCCAAGGCGGGGGUGGGGGGCGAACCGAAGGAGGCGGGCGGCAGCGACCGAGACACGCCUAGCCCCGGGGUGUCGGAGUCGGGCUCUGAGGAUGGGCUGUACGAGUGUCACCACUGCGGAAAAAAGUUCCGUCGCCAGGCCUACCUGAGGAAGCACCUGCUGGCGCAUCACCAGGCUCUGCAGAACAAGGGAGCGCCGCCGCCCCAAGCCCCGCCGCCGCCGCCCCUGCCAGCCCAGCCCGACGACCUGCUGGUCUACCCCAGUUAUCCCGCGUCCGAAGGCUUGCAGCCCCUGCCACCAACCGAGAAGGCGGGGAAGGAAGUUGGGGGCGAAGGGGAAGUGUCGAAUCCCCUCAACAUGAGUGCCCCCGCCGAAUGCCAUCUGUGCCCUGUGUGCGGGGAGACCUUCCCCAGCAAGAGCGGCCAGGAGCGCCACCUCCGCCUACUGCACGCGGCCCAGGUGUUCCCCUGCAAAUACUGCCCGGCCACCUUCUACAGCUCGCCGGGGCUUACGCGGCACAUCAACAAAUGCCACCCCUCGGAGAACAGACAGGUGAUCCUGCUGCAGGUGCCUGUGCGUCCCGCCUGCUAGACAGAGUCUGUUCAGCACCGCCGCGGGGAGAGCAAGGAGAGAAAAGGAGAAGGAAAGGGAAAAAGAGGAAGGAAAAGGAAAAAAAAGCUUACCCCUCUCUCCCGUCAGAAACAACCACCCCCGCCCCCGCCCCGAUAGAUAGCCCCACUCCCCAGCCCCUCAAGAAGUGUGCCUUCGCUUGUAGAACCACAAAGAGACUGUGAGCCCCGUCCGUCGGUCCUUCAGUCCAUCAAUCUGUCCCCAGCCCUUCCCCUCUUGCUCCUCCCCAAACUGCUUUUUAGCGUUCGUGAAUGAAACGCGCUGGUGGUGAAAACUGAAACGUGAAAAGUGUUGUCUUGAUCUCGUAGCGUGCUGGUAACCAACUCUUCACCCCAUCCUCUCCCCAACCCCGUUGUGAUUUAUUUUUUUUUUCUCCUUGAUUUUCUCCAAGUUAACUUGUUCUCGUAAGAGCUGGUUUAUUUCUGUUAAGAGAGAAGAAAAAACUGUACCCUUUUGUCUCCUCGUUGGUAUUCCUCCCUAACCCUUCUCCUUUGCCCCUUCCCUUUGGAUUUUCUGGAAGCUCAAAAUAUGUACCUGCUGAAUCCUUUUGAAAAACAACUGUUUUUACUGUUAGUGUUCGAUGUGUUGACGGUCUCUAGAAAGUCUCCGUUUUUUCUUCCUUUCUACCCAUCUCUACUCUUUUCUCUAUAUGUAUUUAGCCUACGGGUUGUUUUUAGUCAAUCUUAAGGAAUAAUGCCUUUAUACUUCACAGGCUGUAAA
This is a messenger RNA of Sarcophilus harrisii (Tasmanian devil), 2919 nucleotides long. RefSeq names its product INSM transcriptional repressor 1 (gene INSM1). The transcript has a single exon. Gene Ontology annotation, molecular function: RNA polymerase II cis-regulatory region sequence-specific DNA binding; DNA-binding transcription repressor activity, RNA polymerase II-specific. Gene Ontology annotation, cellular component: nucleus; transcription repressor complex. The coding region runs from base 313 to 2160 and encodes 615 amino acids. Gene Ontology annotation, biological process: negative regulation of transcription by RNA polymerase II; neuron differentiation; regulation of cell cycle process. The record is from RefSeq and is a predicted model, not a curated record. NCBI's taxonomy places the organism in Eukaryota, Metazoa, Chordata, Mammalia, Dasyuromorphia, Dasyuridae.